AUGCAAAAGAUCAAAACACUGGUUAACUGCUUUAGUAGCCCAUUCUCGGCGGUCAUUAAAUUUCAGAAACAAUUUGUUGAUGAUGUGAUCGUCAAUGUCAAGAAGCAAACUGAAGAGCUGGACCGUCAUAAUCGUGAGCGGCGCAACCGAGAAGUACGGCUGCAUCUCGAUCACCUAGAGGAAGAGUAUCUUUGUUGUGUCUGCGGCAGGCCGGGUGAGGAACGGGAAACAGAGGACCUAGUUCCUGAUGAAUUCAGCAUCGUACAUAUGCCAAGCAAGGAUCAAAUCGAGCAGGCAAUCAUCGCCUAUGGUCGGUCAGGGGACAAUGUGGGCUGGGGUGAGGGCGCGGAGACUCUCCGCGCAUUAGGACCACAGGUCUACGCACUUUUAGGCGUUCUCUCAGCAUCUGAGAUGGAUACACGCAAGAUGGUGGCCAAGGUUCAGCAUGCUCUUCUAAAUCAAGAGGCCGCGGAGAAACAAAAACGCAAAAAGUCAUCUCACAGAGACAAAGGACUUAUGAAGAUUGAGGAGUCCGAUAUUGAUAUGUUUCAGCAGUUUUUUAAGCGACCUGUUCACGGUUACCUCUGCCGGGAUUGUCAUAUUUCAGCAAAGAAGAGGCUUGAUGCCCUCACAAACCAAAUCCAGGGCAUCUUGUACAGGGGGAAAACCCCGUUGCUUCGCAACAAAAAUAUGACCCGGGCUCAGGUCCAAGACGGCACAGCACCUGCAACGUUGAACAUAACAGCUCCGUCGAGCUUGGUAGUUAGUGCGACGGAUGGAAGCUCUGCAUGUCUCUCUGAUGCGACCAUAAUAUGCCUUAGGUCAAUUGUUCGAUGCGCUGUUUGCAAGCGACGACAGGCAUCUUUUUUUGUACGACAAAGUGUUAUGUUUCUUUGUCAGUUUUGCUGCGCAAGAGACCGCUUUUACCGCGACAGCGCGGUUUGCAUCAACGAUGAGCUCAUGCCAAGAGAGACCGCCCACUUGCUUCAAAGCCUGGCAUCUCACUACGAAAAGGUGAGGAGUGAGGAAGAAGUCAACGCACUGCCUCCCGCCCAGGCUGACGCGUCCCGUGUCGACCUUUUCUCAGAGCACAAUGCCUUUGACCUCUUCGCAGCUCAGGCACCGCCGUAUUCCAGAAUAAACGUAACACCAGCACUCCCGACCGUUUCAUCCCCUUCUGAGCGAAGGGUUGUUGCGGGUAAUACGUCGGUUUCGCUCUUUGCCGGAAAAAAAAUUCACUGGAACCUGCUUCACUUUGGUGUGUUGUAG
Messenger RNA from Trypanosoma grayi, 1269 nucleotides. RefSeq lists its product as hypothetical. NCBI's taxonomy places the organism in Eukaryota, Euglenozoa, Kinetoplastea, Trypanosomatida, Trypanosomatidae. The record is from RefSeq and is a predicted model, not a curated record. The coding region runs from base 1 to 1269 and encodes 422 amino acids. The transcript has a single exon.